CUUUAACAGUUCCCAUUAAGAUAUCGAUGGACAGAAGAACCCAUGUAUGCAAUUCCUACGCAUUCUGUGAGGGAAAUCUAAUUGUAUCAGAAACUUUAUAGCAUGAACAUUGAAACAUGUAAAUUAGAUUAGAAUAGAUAUGCGUCUAAUAAUUAGCCUCGGAAUAUUAUUGUCUUUCAAAACAAAUGUCAUAGCUACAAUAAUAGAAGACAAAUUCAUCAAGCAGACACCUGAAACUGGUCACGAUUGUGAAAAUUUUCUUCUGAACAGUUUGACCACUAGAUCAAAACUUUCAUGUGCAGAAAAAUGCUCAUCUCGAAAGGAAGAGUGUUUUUCGUUUUCACACAAUUUACAAACAAGAAAGUGCCGACUGUUCAGUGACGUAAUUUCGGAUGUAACAAAUUGUUCCAGUUCGCCGAAUACAUUUUUUUACAAGCGCAGAGUAAACAAUAAAUUAUGGCCAAUAGGAUCCUUUGGUCUGAUGGGAACUACAAGCGGAUGUCCGGUUCCUACGUGGAAAACAGGCCAAAUCACACAAGACACCGAAGGAAAUAAUGUUCUAUCAGUUAUAACAAAUGCAGUCCAUUUGAAAGGAACAAUUACCACUUCUGAAAUAACGACAGAAUUCUGUAUGAAACAAGGGGAAGCUGUAGCAGAACAACCUCCAUGGCCCAGGGGAUCAUAUUGUAUACUAAAAUCUGGAGACUGUCCUUUGGGAUUUUCCGCUGGAUACAUAACUUGGGACGACGAAGAUGUGACGAACAGUAAUUCAGCUGUUGGAGACUUACCAGAUGGUGAAUUCACCGUUGAUCAUACCACGAUCUUCUACUGUUGCAGAAACGACAGUUCAACAACAUCUCCAAUGGUAUUGCCUACAGCGGCCCCGUUUGUACUGUUAAAGAAAGGAACGACAUGCCAAGUCGUGAAUGGUAUGACUGUUGUCGAGGAAUGGGUUUUCUGGGAGACAGAAGGUAUUAAUAACAAUGAUGCAUUUGGUGGAUCGUACCCAAGUAUGGAAAGAAUCACACCAGAUAUAGGAAUCAAGCUUUUCUUUUGUUACUACAGCUAAAAACUGGCGGGAUGUAGAAAAUCAUUCG
Molecule: messenger RNA, 1097 nt
Organism: Mytilus trossulus (common blue mussel)
Lineage: Eukaryota; Metazoa; Mollusca; Bivalvia; Mytilida; Mytilidae
Exons: 5
Coding region: 140-1069 (309 amino acids)
Source: RefSeq, a predicted model, not a curated record